Messenger RNA from Nelumbo nucifera (sacred lotus), 2047 nucleotides. The record is from RefSeq and is a predicted model, not a curated record. Lineage: Eukaryota; Viridiplantae; Streptophyta; Magnoliopsida; Proteales; Nelumbonaceae.
GUUGUUGGUCCUUUUGCUUACGCCCAACCGCCAAAGUUUUCUCUGUAUUAUCAACUAAACUCCACUUCAUUUUGUUUCCUCUUUCCAUCGAUUUGCUAUUUCCGUCAUGUGUAGUGUAGGACCCGUGAUGCCAGCAUUGCUCGCUAUGGAACGUUCUACGACACUUGGCAACGCCGUCUAUCUCCAGAGUUACUCAUGGGUUCUUCUCUCUUCGAAAACCUCACCGACGCCGACGGUCAUGCUCAUGUCGUUUCCAUAUCGGUGUUCGUUGCAGUGCUCUGCCUUUGCAUAGUUAUCGGCCACUUGCUCCAGGAAAAUCGAUGGGUGAACGAGUCCAUCACCGCUAUUCUCAUAGGAUGCAUAGCUGCAACCAUAAUCUUGCUCUGGAGUAAGGGCAGAAGUUCUCACAUCCUGAUAUUUAAUGAGGAGUUGUUCUUCAUAUAUCUCCUGCCACCCAUAAUCUUCAAUGCUGGAUUUCAAGUCAAGAAGAAGCAGUUUUUCCAUAACUUUUUAACCAUUAUGCUAUUUGGGGUUGUAGGCGUUUUUGUUUCUUCAGCCAUUAUUGCAGCUGGUAGUUGGUUCUUGUUUCCAAAGAUCGGUUUUGUUGGUCUACAAGCACGAGACUAUAUUGCAAUUGGAACAAUCUUCUCAGCAACUGAUACUGUCUGUACACUGCAGGUCCUGCAUCAAGAUGAGACACCUCUGCUUUACAGCCUAGUCUUUGGGGAAGGAGUGGUGAAUGACGCAACAUCAAUUGUUCUCUUUAAUACAGUUAAAAAGCUCAAUGUUUCUAGGCUUAAAGGUUGGGCAGCAGCCAAUGUCCUCAAAGACUUCCUGUAUUUAUUUUUUAUAAGCACUGCUCUUGGAGUUGUUGCUGGACUGUUGACUGCAUAUACUCUUAAAGCCUUGUAUUUUGGUAGACACUCAACUGAUCGUGAAAUUGCUCUAAUGAUUUUAAUGGCGUAUCUGUCCUACAUGCUGUCUGAGCUCUUGCACCUCAGUGGGAUUCUCACAGUCUUCUUCUGUGGUAUUGUCAUGUCACAUUAUGCAUGGCAUAAUGUCAGUGAAAAUUCAAGAAUCACAACCAGGCAUAUAUUUGCAACAUUGUCCUUCAUUGCAGAAACAUUCAUCUUUCUUUAUGUUGGAAUGGAUGCUCUUGACAUUGAGAAAUGGAAAAUGAGCAAGACAAGCUUUGGGACGUCAAUGGGGAUCUACAGUACUAUUAUCUUACUAAUAUUACUUGGGCGUGCUGCAUUUGUAUUUCCUCUCUCUGCAUUAUCCAAUUACAUGAACUCAAAAACUGAGAGGGUGCUAAUUACAUUCAAACACCAGGUUAUAAUCUGGUGGGCUGGGCUAAUGAGAGGAGCUGUCUCUAUUGCUCUGGCUUUCAAUCAGUUUACAUACUCCGGUGUUACCUGGGAUCCGGUUUAUGCCACCAUGAUCACCUACACUGUUAUUGUUGUUCUCUUUAGCACGCUGGUGUUUGGUUUCCUCACAAAGCCACUAAUAAAAGUUCUGCUUCCUCACCGUGCAAUGGACAAGAACCAACGCCCAGAACGUCGACAGAAUGACUCUCCUAAAGAAGAUGCUGCCAACCUCCCAUUGCUUUCUUUUGAAGAAUCUGCAACAACCAACAUUGUCCGUGCAAAGGAUAGCUUGUCCAUGCUCAUUGAAAGGCCAGUUUACACCAUACACCGUUACUGGAGGAAGUUUGAUGAUUCCUACAUGAGACCAAUUUUUGGUGGGCCCUGUUGAGCAUUGCAUUUGCAUUAUGGAAGGAAGACUUGACUUCCUGGGCUUGAGAGAUCACUCCAUGCAUUGUGUUAGAGAUAACCAGAGUCUUGGUAUGUAUGAUGGGCACCCAAUCGAUCGAUCCUUAAGGGACCCGAAGCAUAAACAAUUUGUGGCACUAGUUGGAGAACCAUCGUAGACCAAGAAUGGAUUGCCAUUGUGAAAAUUCCAAGGUUAACCAAUCUUCCAAAUAAUGUCACUCAUCCUUGGCCUUUCCUCUAUGGCUUAUGUUAUGGGCAGCAGAUUUCAGCAUUUA